This is a messenger RNA of Bradysia coprophila, 1696 nucleotides long. RefSeq names its product phosphatidylinositol 5-phosphate 4-kinase (gene PIP4K). Gene Ontology annotation, molecular function: 1-phosphatidylinositol-4-phosphate 5-kinase activity; 1-phosphatidylinositol-5-phosphate 4-kinase activity. Gene Ontology annotation, biological process: phosphatidylinositol phosphate biosynthetic process. Lineage: Eukaryota; Metazoa; Arthropoda; Insecta; Diptera; Sciaridae. Gene Ontology annotation, cellular component: plasma membrane. The record is from RefSeq and is a predicted model, not a curated record.
AUUAUCUGUCAAAUAUUAUUGUUUUUGUGCGGUGCUCUGAUUAUUGUACGGAGUUUUGCGUCUUCAUUGCAAUUUAAUUAUUCGAUUUUUCCAUUCCUAUCGACACCAUGUAUCAAAAAGUCAUCUUUUUCGGAAAAGAAAUCACUAUUUGGUAGAGAAAAAAAACCUUGUCGAAAUUCCGAACAUUCAUGAAUAACAACAACCAAUUGUAAUCACAUCUUAUCGUGUAGCAUAAUCAAUCGAAUUUGAUCCCUUUGCGAAAUGCUACACCAGACAGUGCAUACAAGAAAAGUUAACUUGACAAAACCAAAUUUUUUAUGAAUUGGUAACCAUUUGAGCGUUUAGAAGUGUCAUCGCUGUGGUCUUGGUUGUUUAAUUGCAUUUUUACACAGUGAUUAUUAAAACUUAACAGAUUCCUGUAGCCUCGCUAGCUUAUUUAAAUAAAAGGCUUACCAAAGUAAAGCACCGAAAAUGAUCAAGAAGAAGCAUUUUCGGGUCAAACAUCAGAAAGUCAAGCUGUUCCGCGCUAAUGAGCCGAUUUUAAGCGUUUUCAUGUGGGGCAUCAAUCAUACGAUAAACGAGCUCAGCCACGUCAAUAUUCCAGUUAUGUUAUUACCAGAUGAUUUCCGGGCUUAUUCAAAGAUUAAAGUGGACAAUCAUCUAUUCAACAAAGAAAACAUGCCAUCACAUUUCAAAGUCAAGGAAUAUUGCCCGCUGGUGUUUCGAAAUUUACGGGAGCGAUUUGGUGUGGACGACGUUGACUACAGGGAAUCGUUAACACGAUCGCAACCAGUGCAAAUUGAUUCGUCGGGCAAGAGUGGUGCACAAUUUUAUCGAAGUUAUGACAAAUUUUUUAUAUUGAAAAGCUUAACAUCCGAAGAAAUCGAGAGGAUGCACGCGUUUUUAAAGCAUUACCAUCCGUAUGUUGUUGAACGACAUGGUAACACAUUAUUACCGCAAUAUUUGGGAAUGUACAGGCUGACUGUCGAUGGUGUUCAAUACUACUUUGUCGCAAUGAGAAACGUAUUCAGUUCACACUUAAAUAUUCAUAGGAAAUUCGAUUUAAAAGGCAGCACGGUCGAUCGUGAGGCAUCCGACAAAGAGUUGGAAAAGAGCCUUCCAACGCUGAAGGACAAUGAUUUCAUUAAGCAAAAAAUUCGUAUUUUUAUCGGUGAUAUCGCAAAGACGAAAUUCAUGGAAAUGAUGAAUGCUGACGUCAAUUUCCUAGCCAAAUUGCAUCUUAUGGACUAUUCACUACUAGUCGGAAUACAUGAUAAGGUUCGAGCUGAAGAAGAAGCAAUACAACAGGAAAUGGCGGCAAGAGAUGGUGCUGGUAGAGAGACGAGCGAAAGUGAAGAAUGUGAUAGUGGAGAACGAUGGACAUACAACACACCUCCGGAUUCACCGAGAUGUCCGGGUCAACACAAUGACAUCAGCCAGGAACUUGACAUAUAUGCUCUGCAGAGCCUAGAAGAACGGCGUGAAAUAUAUUUCAUUGCCAUAAUUGACGUCCUUACACAAUAUGGGGUUAAAAAACAGGCUGCUAAAGCAGCCAAAACCGUCAAAUAUGGAAGUAAUGUUGACGGUAUAUCAACUUGUGAUCCAGAACAAUAUGCCAAGCGAUUUAUUGAGUUUAUUGAUAAGGCAAUUGAAUAAAAUUGUGUCUCGCCGUGUCUGACAUCAAGGUUUAUUUAUU